Messenger RNA from Pieris brassicae (large cabbage white), 4437 nucleotides. RefSeq names its product ATP-binding cassette sub-family G member 1-like. The record is from RefSeq and is a predicted model, not a curated record. The coding region runs from base 202 to 2049 and encodes 615 amino acids. Lineage: Eukaryota; Metazoa; Arthropoda; Insecta; Lepidoptera; Pieridae. The transcript has 10 exons. Gene Ontology annotation, cellular component: plasma membrane. Gene Ontology annotation, molecular function: ATP hydrolysis activity; ATP binding; ABC-type transporter activity.
CUACUUGCGAGUUGCGACUCAUUGGAUGCUUGCCAGUUCCCCUCUAUUCGCUUUCGCGUUUGGGUGUCUAACAGCUAACGCGUAGCGACUCGUGCUACGAAUUACGAUUCCUUUGUUUACAUGUUACGAGCCUUUGUGUUGUGCGCAAUGGAAACUAAUCAAUGUAUUUGUUGUUGUGUUUAGUGUUUGUGUUUCUUCAAUAUGGUUCCUGACAGCAACUCUGUGAGUACCUCGGCGUCAUUGACCGAGGACGUAAAUAUUAGUUUUGAAAAUAUCACCCAUAUUGUACGGCAUAGCCUUCUUCCUAGAGGAGGCAAGACGAUAUUGAAUGGAGUAAAUGGACAAUUUAACGCAGGCGAACUUAGUGUGAUCAUAGGACAAUCAGGCGCAGGAAAGAGCACUUUGUUGGAUAUCCUCGCAGGAUACACUGAUGCAACGGGUGGCAAUAUUUUUGUGAACGGACGAUUGCGGAACGUGAAAUUGUUUCGGCGUCGCUCGUGCUAUAUACUACAAGAUGACAGGGUCCAAGACAUGCUCACGAUACACGAGUCCCUCCACUUUGCAGCAGAACUCAAAUUGGGCAACCAUAUUAGCACAGAACAGAAAAACGAAAGGAUAAAGGAAAUCGUCGAGUCGCUUGGUGUCAAAGCAGCUAUCAGGACGAGAGCAGCCAACUUGUCCGGAGGACAGAGGAAGAGGUUGGCUAUCGGCCUGGAACUAGUCAAUGAUCCACCUGUUAUGUUCUUGGAUGAACCUAUAAGUGGCCUAGAUGUGUCAACGGCAUACAGACUGAUCUUGCUUUUACGAGGCUUGGCUCGCCAGGGAAGAACAAUCAUCAUAUCAAUGCAUCAGCCAUCAGCCACAUUACUGAAUAAGGUGGACAGGUUAUACGCCCUGGUGGAGGGGAGGUGCGGCUAUAUGGGAUCUGUCUCGCUACUUGUGCCAUUCCUCGCUGAAAAUGGCUUGACAUGCCCAGCGUACCAUAAUCCAGUAGAUUUUUUUAUAGAAAUAUCAGAUCCCAAUGAUAAGAACAACGUCGUUGUCAAACAAAUGCUGGUUCAACAAUCGGAUAAUGGCAGAAAUAUUUCAUACUUACAAAAUACUGUAAUAGUUAAUGAUAAGGAUGAUGAGCUUGUGUGUUUGUCAACGUUACCUUCACCGAAAGAAGACCCAACGAACAAAAUAUUACUGGCACUGAAAAGUACAUAUCCAACAACUUCAUUGAAACAAUUCGCAAUACUCACGAGGCGAACGUUAUUGACAAUAUGGCGCGACCCAUCCUUUGUCCUGAUGAAUGUGAGCAUCCACAUAAUGAUGGCGUUGUUCGUGGGCACUCUCUUCUUCAAAGUGGGAGGAGAUGCCAAGUACAUGAGAGACAAUUUCAACUUUCUCUACUUCAGUUUGAUGUUUCUCAUGUUCACUGCAUUUAGCAGCGCCACUGUACGAUUUCCAGAUCAAGUGCCAAUCGCACGCCGGGAACAUUUCAAUCGGUGGUACAACACAGGUGCCUAUUUGGGUUCCACUUUGGCCUCAAUACUGCCUAUGCAGACUAUCAGCACAUUGUCCUUUUGCCUCAUCACCUACCUGCUAACUGGACAACCGCUGGAAAGUCUGCGAAUAGCGCAGUACAGUUUCACACUUGUUCUGGUUUCGUAUGUGGCUGUUUGUGUGGGACUGUUCAACGGCUCUCUGUUUACUGUUAAGAACGCCGUGAUCUUCGGACCAUUCCUGAUAAUGCCCUUCACAGUAUUUUCUGGAUUUUUCCUGAAAUUCGAGGACGCACCAACCUUUUUCCAAUGGAUAUUCCAUAUAUCCUUUUUGAAGCAUGGCUUGGUUGGUUUAGUGCUCUCCAUUAUGGGCAUGGAGCGGCCGAAGCUCGCGUGCACGGACACAUACUGCCAUUAUGCGAAGCCUCGACAGUUUCUGAAAGAUUAUGGUAUGUUACACGAGACAGUUUUAGUUGCAUUUGGAGCUUUAGCCAUUAUUGGCGCGGUAGUUAUUAGUUUGACGUACGUUAUACUGAAAAUACGGUUAAAAUUUAAAUGGUAAGUUGGUAACAUUCCAAAGAUCAAUUUAUACGGGUUUCUGGUUCAUUUGAAACGUGGUUAAGAUCUACGCCUCGUAGCGAUAACGAGUGGUUUAAAUGUAUUGGACAGAAGAUAUGGGCCUUAGAAGACUAAAUUUGUGAUGAACGUUUUAGUCUAAGAAUGUUCUUGCCAUGUAAGUUUCGGAAUAAGUAGUUAUUUUGUAUCCAGUUUUCCGUUUAUCCGCAAUUUUGCCUAUAUGUUCCGCGCUUUCCUCUGCUUUAUGGCAAAACAAAGUUCUACUUGCGGAUACGAUUAUAUAACUUUGUUAUGUCUUUUAAAGAAGAUAAAUAUAACAUAUAAGAAUAAUCAAAUAAACAAUAGUGCUUUAAACCAAACUAAAUCUUUAUGAUUGGAAGUUUUCGAUUUUUUUUUCAAAUUGUGUUUAGGCUGUUGUGAAAAGAUACAAAAGUAUUGUUUUUGUUAGGGCGUCAAAGAAAUGAUAUUAAAUACUACAAUAGCUAACUAGAUAAUUAGAACAAAAAUUUAACUACAUUUGAAUACAAAUGACAUUUAGAGUCUGUUUCACAAUGUACGCUAUUAGUCACAUAAAGUCCAUCGUAAGUUAUGAGUCCGAUGAAACGUGAUGUUUCUUAUUCGGAACUUUUAUCUUCCAAAUAAUUUAUGUGUGGCAUAGCUGGUUCUUUAUCCAUACAUUGUGAACAGAUCCUUAUUAUAAGCUAUCACAGAUUUAUCUUAAUAUAAAUAUUUUGGGCUAGUUCCUAAAUAUUACAAUGAACGUAACUAAAACAGAUAUGUAAAGUGAUGUGUGACAUUAGAAACGCUAAAUUGAAUGAUGAUAUUCGUUAAAAUGCAGAAGCGAGAAUGAACGCAAACUAUCACUAAUAAUAAUAUGUCAAAAUAUAAUACAUGUUUGACGUACGGGAGUCAGACUUAGCGCUGUUUCAAAUAUUUUGUAAAAAGGUUUUGUAUUUUGACAUACGAGAGUGUCGUAGUUCGCGGUAAGUCUUAUUUCUGAAUCGGGGUCGAGAUAUAGCGCUGACCAAAUCCUAUACAUUUUUGACGUACGAGAGUCACUUAGCGCUAAGUAUCGAUUUUGACCCUUUAAUCGUGUACCUUAUUACAAUAAAAAGGGGUUCAUCAGUUAUAAUAACAAAAUUUCUUAACAUUGUACCCAAAUUUAUCCAGUCAUGGCUUGUAUGUACAAACUUAUUCAAAUGGGAGAUCGAAUUUUAUAUAUAAGUUAUAUUAAGUAUAAAUAUAGAACAAAUGCGAGGUUGUUUUAGAAUUAUAGGUGCCAUAGAGAUCUUAUUAUGUAUGCUCUCAGAUAUCAUAUAAUAAACGGGGUAAUCAAACACUUAUGCAAUAUGUAAUAAAUAAGCUGGACAUCAUGCUACGGAAUCAUGUCACAAAUAUAUUAUACCAUUGGUAAACAAACUAAUUAAGGUGGACUCUGUCGGAAAUAAAAAAAAAACUAGAACUGUGCUGUAUUUUUUAAAAUAUCUGCUCCCAGUGGAGGUCUUCCAGCAGAUACGAAGAAUUGUUUUCAUAAUACUGUGAUUUAGUUUGUAUUAUUCAGUAAAAUAAAUAAAUGACUCCUUCCUCAAAGGCCGGCACACAUCCGCUGUUAAGACUGUCCUGUAGGUUCGUAGCCCCCUCCCGCUUUUAUUAAAAAAAAACUUCAAUUUCGACUACUCGUUAAUUCAAUAUAGUCCAGUGACUCGGACACAAAAACAAACAUCUAUCAAUAGAUAAAAGAUAGAUAGAAUCGAAUUUGUAUAGACCCGACUCUUUAAUCUGCUGAAAAGUACAGGUGCAUAGGUGUUUUUGUCAUUAACUUAACAAUGAACACAUUUAGAUUUAGACACUUUACUGAAGCCCGUUUUCUAGAACGUUAAUCAAACUUAAGUUUCAUGAGCUGUCAAACAAUUUUUUUAUGUAUGAAGUUUUACAUAAUUGACAGCGCUCCAGACGAGAUUGUGUCUUGUGAUAUAGGGUCUUUAGUACGAACUAUAUAACCAUCAUUCUGAAUCUUAUUUUGUGUACUAUGUAGGAAUUCCUUAAAUUAUGGACUUAACAAUGUAUGAAGAUAUUCAUAAAAAUAGCUCGAUAUUGUUGCUAUCUCUAUCGGAUGUAUAUUAAUAAAAGAGACAGCUAUAUUGUUAUUUUAAUCUAUCUAUACAAAUUAUACAUAACUUUAAUAUUUUUCACGUUUAUAGUGUACAUACAAUGUUUAAUGAAAAUGCUGGGUUUAGGAUUAUCUAGUAAAUGGUAUGAUUGUAUAAUGCCUUAUAGUAUGGGUCUAUCUGAACUGCAUUGCUCAAAUUUUGGGUGUUAAAUUGUGUUCAUUUUAUACGGAUGAUUUAAGUGUAAAUAAAUAAAGAAUUUAUUG